Mya arenaria is the source of this 722-nucleotide messenger RNA. RefSeq lists its product as uncharacterized. The record is from RefSeq and is a predicted model, not a curated record. NCBI's taxonomy places the organism in Eukaryota, Metazoa, Mollusca, Bivalvia, Myida, Myidae.
AUCCUUCUUUCCUUGUAUUUCAGAAUGCUUCUAUUCAGCAAGGUUGCAGUUGUGAUUUUGUCCAUACAGAGCUUUUCACAAGUGGAUGGGUUGACGUGUUUACAAUGUCGUGGCGUCUCAUCUCCCCGACUGUGCAAACGUGUGGCGGACUGUGGGGCGGGGGAGGUGUGCACGGUUGAAGAAGUGGUUAACGAGUUUGAGGAGACUGAGUAUCAUUUGGGGUGCAUGUCAGAAAACGUAUGCCGAAAUUCCUCAAGCACAGAUGGGUCCACAACGUGCACUUAUUGCUGUAAUAAUGACAUAUGUAACCACGUCGGGUGCGGCGGACCAGAUUACCCAGUCAACAGAGGUCCUGUGUGCUACAACUGUGUCAACCCCUACCCCUCUGGUCGUUGCCAUGACGUCGAGUUCUGUGCACAGGACCAUGAAUGUAAGGUGCGAGGUGACAUUGUUUUUGGAAACAUGACCUUCACUUCCACGUGUGUGCUCAAGGACACGUGUACUGGAUCUAACAUUUUCGGCAAGCGAUUCAUUGACGUGGCCGGUCCUCGGUGUGAAACAUGCUGCUCGACUGAUGUCUGCAACAGGGAAUGCAAACAAAUCCUCCAGUCAACCACCACAACAACUGCAGGACCCACAACGUCCGGCCUUCCUGGAGGUGGUCUUGUUUUCCAGUGGGUUCAGUCAGUUCUAAACUUUUCAUCCGAGUACUCUAAUCCGAA